Molecule: messenger RNA, 1362 nt
Organism: Nestor notabilis (Kea)
Lineage: Eukaryota; Metazoa; Chordata; Aves; Psittaciformes; Psittacidae
Product: protein lin-54 homolog
Exons: 5
Source: RefSeq, a predicted model, not a curated record
CUGCUCCGGUCAUCACUGCCACAACUGCUAAAAUGGAGGUGGUUUCAGCGGAAGUCAACAGCUUGCUUCCUGAGGAAAUAAUGGACACCGGUAUAACUCUGGUGGAAGACGACAGCAUCGAGGCGGUUAUCGUGUCGUCGCCAAUGGGAGACUCUAUUCCCAUGGAAACAGAACUGGAAGAAAUAGUGAGCAUAAGCUCCACCAGCGACUCCACAGCUACAACCACAGCCACAGUCACCACAGAAUCAGUUACCACACCCAGCAAUCACUCAGGCAACACGACAGUGAACACAACCCCAAAAACUGAUGUGAAUGCAGUAGUAAAGCCUACCUUUCCAAGUGGCCUCCAUAAACUUGGUGCUCAGACCCCUGUCACUAUAUCAGCCAAUCAAAUUAUUCUGAACAAGACUGCUGAUAUUAAAAUAGGCAAUCAGAAUAUUAAACCAGAUGGGCAAAAACUAAUUGUAACAACUUUGGGCAAGUCUGGCCAGCCUAUUGUUUUAGCAUUACCCCACAACCAGCUCCCACAAGCACAGAAGGCUGUGUCCCAAGCCCAAGGUGGAGACUCCAAGGUACAAGGCCAGCAGAUCAAAGUUGUUAUUGGAGGUCGAUCAGAAGUGAAACCUGUUGUUGGUGUCUCAUCUUUGACGCAAGGAAAUCAGCUGGUAAACACUACGUCCCAGCCUUCUGUUUUGCAGACCCAGCAAUUAAAAACAGUACAGAUCGCAAAGAAGACCCGAACCCCAACUUCUGGCCCAGUGAUCACCAAGCUGAUCUUUGCAAAGCCAAUCAAUAGCAAAGCUGUUACAGGGCAGACCACUCAAGUGUCACCAGUCAUUGCAGGUAGGGUUCUUUCACAGUCUGCUCCAGGAACACCACCAAAGACAAUAACUAUCUCUGAAAGCGGAGUCAUUGGAUCAUCUUUGAGUACGACAACACAACAGACACCAAAUAAAAUAGCUAUCUCGCCACUCAAAUCCCCUAAUAAGCUAACAGUGGUGUCAGUGGCCUCCCAGCCUCCCAACUCCCCCCAGAAGACGGUGGGCGUCCCACUGAAUGUAGCGUUAGGACAGCAGAUCCUCACAGUGCAGCAGUCAGCGCCCUCCUCCCCUGGGAAGGCUAUAGUCAACCACACAACCGCCCAGGCUGUGAAAUCAGCAGUGCAGACCAUUACUGUAGGAGGAGUGGGCACAUCUCAAUUUAAGACAAUUAUUCCCCUGGCAACUGCACCCAAUGUUCAGCAAAUUCAGGUACCUGGAAGCAAGUUCCAUUAUGUCAGACUUGUUACUGCCACAACAGCCAAUAGUUCAACCCAGUCGGCCAGUCAAAGUCCCAGUACGAAUACACAGCCUCUUCAACAGG